AUGAACUCGGAGGCUAAGCUGUCUGAUUCGUGUCGCUCUGGGAGCUUGAAUGGAGAAGCGGCCUCCAACUCAGAUGGCAAUGAUUUCUCCAAACAGAUUCUUAAUUACAUAAGCAGCAUGCUUAUGGAAGAAAACAUGGAGGACAAACUCUGCUUGUUCUUUGAUCCGUCGCUUCUACGAGCCACCGAGAAAUCAUUGCACAAUGUUAUUAUUCUCGGCAACAAACAUCCUGCUUUACCUAAUCAAGCCGCAAUAUUUGUUUGCCAAGUUGCUCAGAGCCUAAACGUUCUUUCUCCAAGAACAGGCCGUGAUUGCAGCAGAAGCAACAGAACCGACAACAUUGGUUGCACCGACAAUUCUAGGGAGCAACAGAAGCUUGCAGACGACCGACAGAACAAUCGCUCUUCAUUUCUAUCUUCUCCUUCUGGCAACGGUUUCUCUCAGUCUCCUUGCUUGCCCACUUCACAACUAUUCUUAAAUCGUCCAAAAGGCCUUGUCCACUAUGCAAACCAGAAUUUGGCCUCUUUUGCAAGUGAGUUUCCCGUACAGUAUGAUUCCCUUAUAGCCUCGCAGUUCAGGAGAGGAAUAGGGGAACCUUGUAAGUUUCUGUCCAGCGACAUUGCCGGUAUUGAUGCUACCGAAAAUGGCAAUUUCUCUGCAUCCGUGAAGAAACAGGGUCUAAAAGUUGGAAAUGAUGAGGAGCAGCAGCAGCAAAUUCUUUUUUACAGUCCGAGGGGAAGGAAGAAUCACGAAAGGGAAGAACUAUGCGAAAGGGAAGGGAGGAUCACCAAACAAUCGGCGGCUUCAAUGGAAGAGGCCGAACUCUGGGAGAUGUUCGAUGAAAUUUUGCUCUCUGAAGAGGAGCCGGAGCACUUCACAAGUACCGUCAGUAAAAGGUCGAAUGCAGCAGUCAGAAACUCGUCUCCGUGUGCACAAACGCGCGGUUCUAGCAGUCGCGGUCACAAGAAUCACGCUAAAAAUGGUAAGAACAAUGACGGCAUGGUGGAUUUGAGGAAUCUCCUCAUUCUUUGUGCUCAAGCCAUCUCUACCGGCGACAGCAGGAACGCUGGCGACCUACUAAAGCAGAUCAGGCUUCACUCCUCUCCUAUUGGCGAUGCCUGUCAAAGAUCGGCCCACUUCUUUGCAAACGGUCUUGAUGCGCGCUUGGCCGGAAUCGCAGUUCAAAAUACCUUCACAAAUUUGACUCUGAAGAGAACGCCGAUCAGUGAGCUCCUCAUACCGCACCAAACUCAUUAUAAGGCCUUCCCCUUCACCAGGAUUGCGAUUUCUUUCGCGGAUAAUAUGAUUUUAAAAGUAGCCGAGACAGCAAAGCCGCUGCAUGUCAUAGACUUUGGGAUGUUGUUGGGUUGCCAGUGGCCACUCCUUAUUCAGCUACUAUCGAGGAAGCCCGGCGGGCCCCCGAAGCUUCGCCUCACAGGCAUAGAGCUUCCUCAACAUGGUUUCAAACCUGAAGAGAGAAUUGUUGAAGCAGGUCGUCAUUUGGCCAAGUACUGCGAGCGGUUUGGCGUUCCAUUCGAGUUUAAUGCAAUAGUUUCGCAGCAUUGGGAAACUAUCAAGAUCGAGGAAUUGAAAAUCCGUAGAAAUGAGGUUCUCGCAGUAAACUGUCGUUACCGGUUCGAGAAUUUACUUGAUGAGACCGCCGUUGAGAACAAUCCUAGGGAUGCCGUCCUGAAACUAAUAAGGGAGAUGAGACCAGACACAUUUGUGCUGUCUGUUGUCAAUGGAACUUUCAACUCUCCUUUCUUCGUCCCACGGUUUCGACAAGCGCUCUUCCACUUCUCCGCACUGUUCGAUAUUUUCGACUGCAAUAUUCCCCGUGACGACAUCGACAGAAUUAAUAUUGAGAGGGAAUAUUAUGGGCGACAAGUCAUGAACGUCGUGGCGAGCGAAGGCAAGGAGAGAGUGGAGAGGCCCGAAACGUACAAGCAGUGGCACAAGCGGGUCUCGCAGGCCGGGUUCAAGCAGCGUCCCUUGGACAAAGCAUUGAUGAAGAUAUACAUGGAGAAAGUAAAGGCAGCGUGCCAAAAGGAUUUGAUGCUUGUCGAAGACGGCCACUGGAUGCUGCAUGGUUGGAAAGGAAGGAUACUUCAAGCAUCGUCUAGUUGGGAAACUGCUUAAAGUUCCGAUGGUGAAGCCACACGAACCAUUACAAGAGUCUCUUUAGCGUGCCUUGCAGAUCUGCCGGGCUCGGUAAGUCGUCAGUUGGACCGCCGGUAGGCAAACCGAUUGAAAGUGUUAGUUAAGUGUUUAGAUUGUACCUGCGAUCAUGUAUUUUAGAGUUCUAAGUAUGGUGAGAUGACAAGAGGGAUUGUCGUUCAUAUUCAAUAACUUCCUAUCCUAAUGCCAUUCAUCUUGCUAUUGAUUAUUUCAGACAAAAUUCAGGAGAAAAUGCUCGUGGGCAAGAGUUAAAUGUCAUCAAGUACCAUGGAUGCUGCAUGUAGAUACUUGUAGUUUAUGUCGGCCCUUUUCCGCUACAUC
Messenger RNA from Rhodamnia argentea, 2499 nucleotides. Its product is annotated as scarecrow-like protein 14. Gene Ontology annotation, molecular function: sequence-specific DNA binding; DNA-binding transcription factor activity. The transcript has a single exon. Lineage: Eukaryota; Viridiplantae; Streptophyta; Magnoliopsida; Myrtales; Myrtaceae. The record is from RefSeq and is a predicted model, not a curated record. Gene Ontology annotation, biological process: regulation of DNA-templated transcription. Bases 1 to 2139 code for a protein of 712 amino acids. Gene Ontology annotation, cellular component: nucleus.